This is a messenger RNA of Acyrthosiphon pisum (pea aphid), 795 nucleotides long. RefSeq lists its product as uncharacterized. The record is from RefSeq and is a predicted model, not a curated record. Gene Ontology annotation, molecular function: protein dimerization activity. The transcript has a single exon. NCBI's taxonomy places the organism in Eukaryota, Metazoa, Arthropoda, Insecta, Hemiptera, Aphididae. The coding region runs from base 1 to 795 and encodes 264 amino acids.
AUGGUUCAAAUACGUAUUGUAAGUGCAAGUUUACAAUCGCCAAAUUUGGAUCUUCUUACUGCCGUACAAUUAAUAAAUGGUCUAAAAAAUUCAUUAACCAAGUUUAGAUCUGAUGACAAUUAUUUCACAAGUUUGUAUAAAAAAGUUUUAGAAGUCUGUAAUGAACACAAUAUAGAAAUUCCAAGUGUUAAAAAACGAAAAAUAUCAAAAAAAAUUAACGACAGCAAUACACAGUACAUCAGCACUGACAAAAAGAGUGAAAUGAAACACUUUGUUUAUUUUGUAGUUUUGGAUGAUUUGUUAAAUGGAAUUCAAGAACGUUUCAGUCAGGAAACAUUGACUCUUAUCACUGCAUUUGGUCAUCUUAUAAAUUUUGAACUGAGUAAAUCAGAUAUAACAACACUCUCAACUACAUUUGAUUUGAGUGCCUUAGAUAUUGAAGGAGAGUAUAAUAUUUUGAAAUCACUACCAGAUUUUAACCAGGGGUCUUCUACUAUGGUAAUUCAUAAUUGGCUAGACAAGUUAAAAAAAAAUGACUUAUCUAAAAGUUUCCCAAACAUUUUUAAAACUCUAUCACUUUUUGUCACAAUUCCGGUUACUAGUUGUAGCUGUGAAAGAGCGUUUUCAAAAUUAAGUUUAGUCAAGAAUAAAUUGAGGAAUCAAAUGUUACAAGAACGUCUUGAGUGUUUAUUAAUGAUAUUUUUAGAACAAGAAAUGGCUACAAAUUUAGAUUAUGAAGAAAUCAUCGAAGAAUUUAAAAUCUUAACUCCUGCCAUACGUUGUCUUGAACUUUAG